Messenger RNA from Rhinolophus ferrumequinum (greater horseshoe bat), 4415 nucleotides. It is a transcript of the gene RAB38, whose product is annotated as RAB38, member RAS oncogene family. NCBI's taxonomy places the organism in Eukaryota, Metazoa, Chordata, Mammalia, Chiroptera, Rhinolophidae. Gene Ontology annotation, cellular component: Golgi apparatus; vesicle; trans-Golgi network. Gene Ontology annotation, molecular function: GTP binding; GTPase activity. Gene Ontology annotation, biological process: vesicle-mediated transport. Bases 131 to 766 code for a protein of 211 amino acids. The transcript is spliced from 3 exons. The record is from RefSeq and is a predicted model, not a curated record.
UCGGCUCCCGCCCGCCGCCUUCUCUCCCCGGCGCCUUCACUCGUGCUCCCCGAGUCUCUUUCCCUCCCAGGCCUCGGCUGCGCUUCCCGGCCAGGCAGGCACCGCACCACACGGCGGGCUGGCAGUCAGGAUGCAGGUCCCGAACAAGGAGCACCUGUACAAACUGCUGGUAAUCGGCGACCUGGGCGUGGGCAAGACCAGCAUCAUUAAGCGCUACGUGCACCAGAACUUCUCCUCGCACUACCGGGCCACCAUCGGCGUGGACUUCGCGCUCAAGGUGCUCCACUGGGACCCAGAGACAGUGGUGCGCCUGCAGCUCUGGGACAUUGCAGGUCAAGAAAGAUUUGGAAACAUGACAAGGGUCUACUAUCGAGAAGCCAUGGGUGCAUUUAUUGUCUUCGAUGUCACCAGGCCAGCUACGUUUGAAGCAGUAACAAAGUGGAAAAAUGAUUUGGACUCAAAGUUAAGUCUCCCUAAUGGCAAACCAGUUUCAGUGGUUUUGUUGGCCAACAAGUGUGACCAGGGGAAGGAUAUGCUCAUGAACAAUGGCCUCAAGAUGGACCAGUUCUGCAAGGAGCAUGGUUUCGUAGGAUGGUUUGAAACAUCAGCAAAGGAAAAUAUAAACAUCGAUGAAGCCUCCAGAUGCCUGGUGAAACAUAUACUUGCAAACGAGUGUGACCUGAUGGAGUCCAUUGAGCCGGACAUCGUAAAACCCCAUCUCACAUCGCCCAAGGGUGUCAGUUGCUCCAGUUGUGCCAAAUCUUAGUAAUAAUUUCAUCCUCUCAUGAAUUGUGCCUCAGUUUUUUACCAUGUUGUGUAAGUGUCAUGAUAGGGACACACGUGAUAGGGCAAGCCAAAGAUGUAUGCUUGUAUCUUUCCUGUAAGAGAGAGAAAUAGCAAAUAUUCUUUUUUAUGUUUUUUUCUCAGCAUCAGCACAGUGUUUACAAGCUUUUAAAAUAUUUAGUCUGUUACAAAUUUCCAUCUUGUAGCUGACCACAGUUCUGCAGGGCCAGGGUGGUCCUUGUCAUUUGCUUCUUUGAAUCAGCCAAGGUCUCAGUCCUACAGAGAAAGGGGAGAAGAGCAAACUGGCUGUCAAGUUAAGCAUUGGCUUUCGCUUUGCCCCUGGUAUCUUUGUCUAGAUUUCAAUACAUUCUCUGCUGCUUUGACAGACCUCUUAAGUAGAAACAGUAUUUUCUCCAGAGAUGACCACAAUUCUCAACAAACCUAAGAGUUAUCUCUGAUUUAGCUCUUCAGAGUCAUAUACCCAGGCUUCCUGUGCUGAUGCUGCUUUUAUUGUCACUUUCCAACCCCUGAAUGUUGGUUUAACUGAAAACUGUAUGAAAAGAUCUGCCCCCUGUAUGUGCCUUUUUGUUAGGCUUCUCUGACUCAAGCUAUGGGACUCGUCUGUACAUGUAAUAUAUAUAUUAUAUAUAUAUUUUCACAAGUGGAAAAUAAAACAUUAACAGAUGCUGCUUCCUUAUUUCUGAAAGUGCCUUAAGUUUCUUAGUAUUGUGAGCUCUUUUGUUUUUUUUUUAAACUAUGUAUCCGUGAUUCUCAAGACCCAUUUCUAAAAUUCUGUUUCAAACAGGAGACGGGAAAUAUGCAUUUAUGUAAAGGAACUGCUGGGCACUUUUAAAACUGAGAUGAGUCUUUUCUGUCUAUAUCUGCUGGUCAUAUCGGCAUUUAGGCCAAGAAAGCAAUGAGUGUAUGCAAAUAUUUUUGGUUAAGCAGAGAAAUAUGUUCUCAUAUAUUCUGAUCAAAAAAGGUGCCAGAACAACCAACAUAUAAAACAACAACAACUAAAAUAUGCAUGGCGAUAUCUUGUUUUACACGAUGGCUGUAGUGCUGAAGUGCUGCAGGUAGCUGCUACUUUUUAAUGGCAUUAUUUUCCAUUGAUAGUCAUAAUACACUCACAGGAGCUUUGUCUUUUGUAACAGAUGUUUUGGUGUGUCCUCCCCAUCUUAUUUUGGAAUUCACUGUUUCCAUAAGCACCACCACACAGAUUCCUAUUGUAAGUGUUCAUGACAUUUUCCUAGAGGGCUUUCUCUGGCUUCUGGAGCACUUGACCUGUGAGACAAGCAGGUCAGAAGUGCCAGGGAGAAAAUGUCUCCAGAAGCAGCCCUCAACCAAGGAUAACAGGAAUUGGUGGAUAAAUACCUUGGGUUCUUUGUCUCUCUCAGGAAGGACAGUUCUAAGGCAUGUGCUGUAUAGUGUCUCAGAACUUCCCAGUGGGAUAAAGCCCCUGGUUCCCACAGGGGAAACCUUCCAUGUGACUCAUCCUUUAUUGGCUUCCUCUCCUUCUUUCCUCACUUCAUCACUCCUCUAUUGGUGCUUCCUGGGUUCACUUUCCCAAAAAAACUACUUUCACUCCAAUCCUUGUUUCAGGGACUUACGAGGGAACUCAAGCCCAGCCUAAGUUAGCUGGGACAAAGGUGGCCUAGGAAGCAAUUCCUCAAUACCAGCUUCUUGAAAUGAAUCAUUCAUCACCCAGGUGGUAGCAGGGACCCCCUUGCUGAUGCAUAAUGAGGUGGGGCUGAUCCCUGGCAAGAUGUAACAUCAUAAUUACUAAGACUCCUAUCAGGUGUAUUGGGAUAGAACAUAGAUGGAAGAAAAUUCUAUUGCUGUUAUGUUUGAAAGACACGGGAUUGUAGAGUUAGUUACCCUCCAUAGGACUUCUGUAGGGGAAAAAAAAAUGUACACACUUAGGGCAGCCAACAGUCAACUCCGGAUUUGAUGUGAAAGCUUGAAGACCUGCAAGCAACAAUGAAAAUGGUCCUCCUUUCCUUUAGAUGCAGGAUAGACCGUGCUGAAAACGAGGCCUCAGAUUUGAUUUUAGGAGAAGCAGAGUUGUAAAGUAGACCGAAUUCACAGAGCUAGAAAUCUCUUCCACUAAAAUCAGGACCCUGAUAGGGAAGGAGUCGCAUACUGCAAUAUAGGAGGAGAUAUUUGGGUAGAUGCUCUUAAGAGUCUUGAAUCCAGAGAGUCUUUUGAAACUCUGGCCCAGAAAAAGAUGCCCUUACCCUUUCCAGUGGGAAAAUAGCCAAUUGCCUCAUGAUAGCCCUAUCUUAGUAGGAUGUUUAUAAGUUGAUGCUGUCCCUUCUUAGUUCUGCUCCCAUCUCCCUUCAUUGCUGCUGGACAAAUAACUAGGAUCAAGUCUCAGUAUGAAAGCAGAAAGGUAUGACCUUUGUUGCAGGUGAAAUAGAUCACCAAGCAAAUUAACUAUAGAACCUGACUAGUAAGGGGACUGAGUACUCGUGGGACUGAGAAGAUUCUGAGGAAUUGGCCUUGAGAUGCUAGAUCAGAGAGGACAGAAUGUAAGACCAAGUAAUACAUAAUCUAUUUCUAUGAGAAUGCUCUUUCAUGAGUUAAUUUAUAGCAUUCUGGCAAGUACACCUGGAGCUAAUCCCCAUGUCCUACUGGAAUAGCUGUUAGAAGCCAGGAAACAAUGUUGGCUUAAAAUAAAGGAUGCAGUGAUGCCAGAACUGCCUUGGCAAAGUAUUAAAGAAGAGCUCCAAGGUCUUGGAGAGGUGGGCAUGUUAGAAUGUAUUACUUUGUGAUGCCAGAGAAACUACCAGCUAAUCGUGUACCCCAGGAGAGCCCGGAAUACUCUCUCUUCACUGAAGCAAUAAGGAGUGUCCCCAAACGAAGGACAAUAGCACCAAGAGAAGCUCAGUGGUGUCUGUUCUCUGGAGACCAGGUUUGAGAUUGUAAAUAUAUUGCUAUGUUUCACCGGGAAUGGUACCUUACCUGGUUAAGGUUUAAGAUGGGGUACUACCAUUAAAUGCUAUGAGUAUAUUUAGCAUUGUGUCUGGAUAACUAUCUUCCAAAGGUGGAAGUAGGAGUGAAGCCUCUCUCUAUCACUUGGAAUAAUCCAAAGGAGAAAGUGAGCUUCCCCUUUUUAGAACUUCAGAAUCUACAGAGUUAGAGGUUUUGGUACUUCUACCAGGGGACACAGUAAGUGUUCCACUAAAUCUACAGCUUCAGCUGCUGCCUGAUUAUUUUUGGCUCUUCAUACCCACAGGCCAGGAGUUGGAGAAGGCAGUUUACUCUGUAGGCAAGGGUAAUUCAUCCUGAUUACCAAGAGGACAUAGAACUGCUGCUCAAUAAUGGAGCAGGGAGCAAGGAGUAUGUCUGCAAAUCAUGGGACUCAGUGGGGUGUCUCUGGAUGCUUCCGUGCCUGGUGAGAGGCAAUUGCCGCAACAUCUAUGAGGAUAAGUAACUGGGUUACAAGGACAAGUAACUUGAGACAUACUCUCAAGGAUAAAAGUCUGCAUUAUUGCACCGUGCAAUGAACCUAGAUGAGAAGCAGGUUGGUCAAGGGAAUGGAAAUGGGAAGAGAGAGAAAUGAACAUCAAUUAUGGUCUCAAUAUUAAGUACCACAGUGGAGACUGUAGCUUGUCUCACCAAACCUCCAC